Cornus florida is the source of this 2358-nucleotide messenger RNA. Its product is annotated as ubiquitin domain-containing protein DSK2b-like. Bases 264 to 1922 code for a protein of 552 amino acids. Gene Ontology annotation, biological process: ubiquitin-dependent protein catabolic process. The record is from RefSeq and is a predicted model, not a curated record. The transcript has 8 exons. Gene Ontology annotation, molecular function: polyubiquitin modification-dependent protein binding. Gene Ontology annotation, cellular component: cytosol. NCBI's taxonomy places the organism in Eukaryota, Viridiplantae, Streptophyta, Magnoliopsida, Cornales, Cornaceae.
GUAUAUAUUUACAUAUCUGUGUGUGACUGUGUGUAUAUGUGUAUCUAUAUAUAAUAAAUAUAUAAUUUUUCCUCCAAGUAGUUUGUGUUUGAGAAUUACUGCAUAGAAGCCCUCUCUGUCUUCUCUCUCCAUCAUUGUCCGAACGAACCAAAAUCAGCAAUCGACUUCUCAAUUUCUAGGGCUAAACUCUCAAUUCCUUUGGUCGAUCGAUCGAUCGAUCGAACGCAGCUAUUACCGUUUUGGGGAGUAGGACGACGACGAGUAUGGGCGGUGAUGGUGCUACGACGGUCGACGCUAGCGAAUCGAACUCCACCGGCGGUGGAGGGGUCACCAUCCAUAUCCGAUGUUCCAAUGGCUCCAAGUUCUCUGUGCAGGUCAGCCUCGACUCCGCUGUCGGAUCGUUCAAGUCCGUGCUCGCUCAGAACUGCGACAUCCCCGCCGAUCAGCAGCGGUUGAUUUACAAGGGCCGGAUCUUGAAGGACGAUCAAACCCUAGAAAGCUACGGUUUGGAGGCAGAUCACACUGUCCACAUGGUUCGUGGUUUUACAACAGCUGCAUCAGCCAACAGUACCGGUGCAACCAAUACUGGAGCUCCAAAUACUACUCCAGCUGUAGCAAGGGGCGUUGGUUCUGAUGAAAGUGGUGCAUUUGGAGGAUCUGGUCUUGGAGCCUCACUAUUUCCUGGACUUGGUUUGAAUGGGUUAGGCGGCAGUGGUGGUGGUCUUUUUGGAGCUGGACUUCCAGACUUUGAACAAAUGCAGCAACAGCUGACUCAAAAUCCCAACAUGAUGAGAGAUAUCAUGAACAUGCCUCUAGUUCAGAACCUAAUGAAUAACCCUGACAUUAUGCGCAACAUGAUUAUGAACAAUCCUCAAAUGCGUGAAAUUAUUGACCGGAAUCCGGAGCUUGCCCACAUUCUCAAUGACCCUAGCACCCUCCGACAGACAAUGGAAGCUGCAAGAAACCCUGAACUUAUGCGUGAGAUGAUGCGCAAUACUGACAGAGCAAUGAGCAAUAUUGAAUCCACUCCUGAGGGAUUUAACAUGCUCAGGCGCAUGUAUGAAAAUGUUCAAGAGCCGUUUCUGAAUGCAACGACAGCUGCUGGGGAUACUAGAAAUGAGUUAAGUUCAAACCCAUUUGCAGCUCUUUUGGGAAGCCAAGGUGGGGGGCAGGGCAGAGAUCAGUCGACUAACCCUACAACUACUGAUUCUGAGUCAACUAAUAAUUCUCCUGCUCCGAAUACUAAUCCACUCCCCAACCCUUGGGCCUCUGGUGGUGCACCUGCAGGUGCCCAAGCAAACACCACUACAAGGUCAAAUCCUGCUGGGGAUGCUAGGCCACCGGCAAUUGCUGGCUUAGGUGGACUUGGUCUACCAGACAUGUUAGGUGGCAUGCAGGAUACCACUUCACUGAAUCAGGUCAUGCAAAAUCCAGCUAUGUCACAGAUGAUGCAAAGUUUCCUCUCCAACCCUCAGUACAUGAACCAGAUUCUUGGUUUUAAUCCCCAGCUGCGUGGCAUGCUAGAUGCCAAUCCCCAACUUAGAGAGAUGAUGCAAAAUCCAGAAUUUAUUCGUCAGUUAACUUCCCCCGAGACAAUGCGGCAACUCAUGACUUUACAGCAAGCCAUGUUCUCUCAGAUUGGUCGGCAACAGUCAACCCAGGAACCAGGUCAAACUACUGGGGCAGCAGGUAACAAUAUGGGGUUGGAGAUGUUAAUGAACAUGUUUGGUGGACUUGGGGCUGGGAGCCUGACUGUUCCCAACAGAUCUAAUGUGCCACCGGAAGAACUGUAUGCAACUCAGCUCUCGCAGCUGCAAGAAAUGGGUUUUUUUGACACCCAAGAGAAUAUUCGGGCACUGACUGCUACUGCAGGGAAUGUUCAUGCUGCAGUGGAGCGGCUUCUGGGGAACCCGGGUCAGUAGAUUAUGCUCACUGUUGGCAUUCUGUUUGAUAUGACCAUAUGGUCAGUAGGGAUGGAUGAGAUUGGUCAGUUGGAUCCUGAGACACCAAAAUCUUAUUUUGGGUAUGAAAAAGUACAAAUUAUGAUAAGAGCUGUGAACUCAAUAUGGGGUGUUACUAUUGGACUACAAUCUCUCUUCUUCUUCCUCCGCACCGAAAAAAAAAAAACCCCGGACCACACUCACCCAGCCACCUGCCCCAACGCAGAAACUAAAAAAAUAAAAAAAACGAAGGGGGAGAUUACCGGAUUUGAAGCCUUGUAAGUACGCUAUUAAGAUCUGUUUCAUAAUUGUGGUCGUUACAUUUUUUUUUUGUUCUUUUUACCUAAAUCUUGGUAUUUGUUCUUGAUGACAGUUUCCUGUUACCUAGAUUUUAAUACACUUUAUUCUUUACUUGCAA